Haliotis rufescens (red abalone) is the source of this 1548-nucleotide messenger RNA. RefSeq names its product DNA-directed RNA polymerase II subunit RPB1-like. Bases 1 to 1548 code for a protein of 515 amino acids. The record is from RefSeq and is a predicted model, not a curated record. The transcript has a single exon. Lineage: Eukaryota; Metazoa; Mollusca; Gastropoda; Lepetellida; Haliotidae.
AUGGUGGGUUCAGCCCGCAAUCAGCUCUGUGGCAGUGUCAGUUGUCAUCCCUGCCAUCAGACCUCUCAGUCCCACGUCUCAGUCCCACGUCUCAGUCCCACCUCUCACGUCACAGUCCCACGUCUCACGUCUCAGUCCCACGUCACAGUCCCACGUCUCAGUCCCACGUCUCAGUCCCACCUCUCACGUCUCAGUCCCACGUCUCAGUCCCACCUCUCAGUCCCACGUCUCAGUCCCACGUAUCAGUCCCACAUCUCAGUCCCACGUCACAGUUCCACGUCACAGUCCCACGUCUCAGUCCCACGUCUCACGUCUCAGUCCCACGUCUCAGUCCCACCUCUCAGUCCCACGUCUCAGUCCCACCUCUCACGUCUCAGUCCCACGUCUCACGUCUCAGUCCCACGUCUCAGUCCCACGUCUCAGUCCCACCUCUCAGUCCCACGUCUCAGUCCCACGUAUCAGUCCCACAUCUCAGUCCCACGUCACAGUCCCACGUCACAGUCCCACGUCUCAGUCCCACGUCUCGUGUCUCAGUCCCACGUCUCAGUCCCACGUCUCAGUCCCACGUCUCAGUCCCACGUCUCAGUCCCAAGUCUCAGUCCCACUUCUCAGUCCCACGUCUCAGUCCCACGUCUCAGUCCCAAGUCUCAGUUCAACGUCACAGUCCCACGUCACAGUCCCACGUCUCACGUCUCAGUCCCACGUCUCAGUCCCACGUCUCAGUCCCACGUCUCAGUCCCACGUCACAGUCCCACGUCACAGUCCCACGUCUCAGUCCCACGUCUCACGUCUCAGUCCCACGUCUCAGUCCCACGUCUCAGUCCCACGUCACAGUCCCACCUCUCAGUCCCACGUCUCACGUCUCAGUCCCACGUCUCAGUCCCACGUCUCAGUCCCACGUCACAGUCCCACCUCUCAGUCCCACCUCUCAGGCCCACUUCUCAGUCCAACGUCACAGUCCAACGUCACAGUCCCAAGUCUCACGUCUCAGUCCCACGUCUCAGUCCCACGUCUCAGUCUCACGUCACAGUCCCACCUCUCAGUCCCACGUCUCACGUCUCAGUCCCACGUCUCAGUCCCACGUCUCAGUCCCACGUCACAGUCCCACCUCUCAGUCCCACCUCUCAGACCCACUUCUCAGUCCAACGUCACAGUCCAACGUCACAGUCCCAAGUCUCACGUCUCAGUCCCACGUCUCAGUCCCACGUCUCAGUCCCACGUCACAGUCCCACCUCUCAGUCCCACGUCUCACGUCUCAGUCCCACGUCUCAGUCCCACGUCUCAGUCCCACGUCACAGUCCCACCUCUCAGUCCCACCUCUCAGUCCCACGUCUCAGUCCCACAUCACAGUCCCACCUCUUAGUCCCACGUCUCAGUCCCACGUCUCAGUCCCACGUCACAGUCCCACGUCUUAGUCCCACGUCACAGUCCCACGUCUCAGUCCCAGUCCUACGUCUCAGUCCCACGUCUCAGUCCCACGUCACAGUCCCACGUCCCAGUCCCAGUCCCAGUCCCAGUCCCGUGUAUAACGUGUAUAAUGACCUGUAG